This is a messenger RNA of Hydatigera taeniaeformis, 1713 nucleotides long. Lineage: Eukaryota; Metazoa; Platyhelminthes; Cestoda; Cyclophyllidea; Taeniidae. The record is from the annotation of a GenBank genome assembly.
AUGGAUGAGAACAACGAAGAUGUCCCAAAGGUAUCUGAUUCCUCUCAAGAAGGGCCUUCAAAACGUGUCUCAGACACGAUCUAUUUGAAGGUAUUAGUUCCAUCUAUUGCUGCUGGUGCCAUUAUUGGGAAAAAUGGGGAAGCUAUUGGUCAAAUGCAGAGGGAAACUGGAGCAAAAAUCAAGUUGUCUAAACUGAAUGACUUUUACCCAGGCACAACGGAGCGCGUAUGUUUGAUCCAGGGUCCGUUAACUGGCGUGAGAGCAAUGCACAAUUACAUCAUGGAGCGCAUAUUCGAUAAGCCUGAGAUCUCUGCGCCCGCUGUGACGCCGAGUGGUCACAUUGCGCUACCGCAGGCCGCCGAGACCCCCGCCAUCGCCCCACCCGGAUACGCCCUAUGGCCCCUUGCCGCCGUCUGUACCACCAGCGCACAACCUCUCUCCACCAAUCGCUUGCUCUGGGAGCGCCAUAAACAGGUGAAAAUCCUUGUGCCCAACUGCACCGCAGGCCUGGUUAUCGGGAAACAGGGCAGUUACGUGUCAGAAAUCAAGGAGGCUACAGGCGCGUUCAUUCAAAUCUCUCAAAAAUCGAAAGAUAUCAAUCUGCCGGAGCGGUGUAUCACAAUUGCCGGUGAAGCAGAUCAAUUACGCGCAGCCGUUGACAUGGUACUAACAAAAAUAGCGGAGGAUCCGCAGUCGGGCACCUGUCCAACGAUCUCCUACUCCCAUGCACAGGGUCCAGUGGCUAGUGCCUACCCCACUGGUUCUCCCUUCGCCUAUACCACACCCGCACCUCCUCCAACACCACAGACACAAACCCUUCUACCCUCGCGCCAUCCCGCUGCCGCUAUUGUUCGUCAGAAAAGUGACGGAGGAAUCCCCAUGACCGGUGCCUACUACCACAAUGCCCUUCAAGCCACUUACUUCGCUGCUGCUGCUGCCGCUGCUGCAGCUGCCGCCGAUUACCAGCGACUUUUCGCUGCUGGUUAUCAACAACAACAGCAACAACAGCAUCGUGUCAUGGAGGCAGCACAAAGCGGAGAGGCUUCUGGCGCUAGCAGCAGUCUUGAAAGUGGUGGUGGUGGUGGGUUUGUCAGUCCUCUUACUCCACCGUCCGGCGAACAGGACGCAUCCUCCUCUUCCUCCUUCUAUACUACUCCACUACUGCCCGCCAGUCAGAUGAUUCUUCAGUCACCAACUGCUGCUGCACCUUUCGCUCUUAUUCAACCCAAUGCUGUGGCGGCGGGAGGAAUGUACGCCUCCCCCACAGGCCUGGAGAGCCCCUUGGAUCCCUCCAGUUUUCCUCUGGUAGCUUCAUCUCCACCUCCACCUCCUGCUAGUGCAAUUAACACAUUCAGUGGUAGUGGAGGUGGAGGCGUAACGGCGGCGUUUUUUUCUCCUCUUCGUGCCUCUUCCCCACUCUCCACAACACCGGCCACCACAGCCACCGCGGCUUGGUUGCGUUCGCGAGGAUUCUCGGAGGAGGCGGUGGCUGAGAUCACUCACGCCAUGUCCACCCUUUCGGCUCAUGGUGUGUUAAAUAUUAGUGCGGUAGCACCCUCUGAAUCAAUGGUCUUGGCUCCGCCGUUAUCGCAUCCACCGCCACCACCAGCUCCUUCGACGCAGGCUCUUCAAGCGUCUCCGAAUGAAGAGACUGAGACUGAGGCGGUUGUGUCUGGCGGAACUGAUUCUGGAGGUAACAGUUAUUUUCGUUGA